This is a messenger RNA of Colletotrichum destructivum, 1446 nucleotides long. Its product is annotated as Putative SET domain-containing protein. The record is from RefSeq and is a predicted model, not a curated record. The transcript has 4 exons. The coding region runs from base 34 to 1317 and encodes 427 amino acids. Gene Ontology annotation, molecular function: protein binding. Lineage: Eukaryota; Fungi; Ascomycota; Sordariomycetes; Glomerellales; Glomerellaceae.
UUUUGCAGCUUGCCUUUGAUAAACCGGUUUGCCAUGACGAUGAGGAUGUCUGCCUCUUCCAAGUUUGAUAUCUUGGCGGUUCUCGUGACGAUGGCCGCCUUCUCCUCGACAGCACUCGCCAGCAGUAACAUUGUAGGCAACCAAUGUGCCUGGAACCCCUCCGGGCCGCUCGGCCUCCUUGAACAAUGCCGCGCGGCAUACAAUCCAACAACGGCAUCCGGCGCCUCCAACUGGGGUCAUUGGACGCAGCGGCCCGUGUGCGUCGGCCCGAAAGCGAACAGGGGCCCGGCCUACUGCGCCUUCGUCAAGGAAGACUUCCGCGGCGAGGCGGGUCUCCUCGUGCUCACCAGCCCGGAGAUCGCAGCCGGCGACAACAGCUUCGUCGAGGACUUUGAUCCGCGGUGGACCGGAGACUCCGGACGACGACCCCGGCCCGCCGCGUCCGACGCGCCGCCUUUCGAGGUCAAGGAGAUCCCGGGCAAGGGCCUGGGCGCCGUGGCCACCGCGGCGAUCCGCGCGGGCGACAUCGUGCUGAGGGAGCACCCGGCGCUCCUGCAGCUGGCCGAGCCGGCCGAGGCGCUCGACCGGACGCAGGCGAUCUGGGUGCUGGAGGAGGGCUUCGUGCGGCUUCCGAGGCGGGACCAGCAGAGGAUCUUCGACCUCUCGCGGAGCACGGGCGGACACGUGCUCGAGGACAUUGUGCGGACCAACACGUUCGGUGCGACGUUCAACGACGUCGCGCACUUUGGGCUGUUCCCGAGAGUCGCGAGAAUCAACCACGCGUGUAAGCCAAACGCCAUCACCCGAUACUCUCCCCGGACGCUGGAGUUGGAAGUCGUGGCCUACAAAGACAUCCAACCGGGUGAGGAAGUGAGCAUCAGCUACUCGAUGCUGAACAUGCUCUCCGACGACCGCAAACGGACGCUCCAGGAAUGGGGCUUCAACUGCACCUGCGCCCUCUGCGGCUCCCCCGCCGCCGACAUCGCCGCCUCGGACGCCCGGCGCGCGCGGCUGCAGCAGAUCCUCGCGCGACUCACAGACGACACGGCGACGGGGCCGUCGUUGUCGGCCGCGGCCAUCGGGGAGCUGACGGCGGAGAUGGACGGCGUCGUGGAGCGAGAGGGCCUCGCGGCGCAGGCGGGCGAGUUCUACGGCAUGGUGGCGCGGGCGUACGCGCGGGCGGGCGAGGCCGGGGCGGGCGCGAGGUACGCGCGGAUGGCGGUGGAGGGGAUGGAGCGGUUUGCGGGGUACGACGACGAGAGGACGGCGGCGGCGAGGGGGCUUUUGGGGGAGUUGGGGAAAGUUGGGGGCGCGUGAGAGCCCUCCCCUCCCUCUCCUGUAUGCCAAAGUCGACGUGGGUGGGCGUGUGUAAGUCUGGGGCCCCGGGAUUGUGUUCCUGAUCCGGGGGGUGGUGAGUGAACGAACCUCUCCCAACCCCUGGUUCUU